Molecule: messenger RNA, 507 nt
Organism: Colletotrichum chrysophilum
Lineage: Eukaryota; Fungi; Ascomycota; Sordariomycetes; Glomerellales; Glomerellaceae
Exons: 2
Coding region: 1-507 (168 amino acids)
Source: RefSeq, a predicted model, not a curated record
AUGGCGGCUCCGAACCCGACCGGCGGCGCCGGCGAGGGCCUGCCGAUGCCCUCGCGCAACCCGCUCCCCUUAUCGGCAUCCCAGGAGGCGCAGAUCAGAGACAUCUACCACCAGCGUGUACGCAGCGCCUGUGCGCCCGAGAUCAAGGAUUGCGCUCUCAACAGGACAUUCACCGUGUCCUUCGUCUGCAGCGACCAGCUGCGCGCGAUGAACGGGUGCAUGAAGGCGCACGCCACGCCACAGAACCACGACGCCGCGCGAGAGGAGUGGUUCGCCAAAAGGCUCGAGAGGCAGCGCGAGCGCGAGCGCAAGGCCGUCAAGAAGUCACAGCAGGAGGACUUCAUCCGCGAGUGGUGGGGUCUGCCCGAGAAGGAUGCCGAGACGAGGAGGAAGGAGGAGGAGAAGAUGAGGAUGGCCGAGAGGGUUGGCGGGUAUGCUGCUCGGGACCGGAAGCGGUGGGAGGAAGAGCAGGCGGCAGCGGCGGCGGCGGCGGCUGCGAAGAGGUGA